Molecule: messenger RNA, 1230 nt
Organism: Penicillium antarcticum
Lineage: Eukaryota; Fungi; Ascomycota; Eurotiomycetes; Eurotiales; Aspergillaceae
Exons: 3
Coding region: 1-1230 (409 amino acids)
Biological process (GO): biosynthetic process
Molecular function (GO): catalytic activity; pyridoxal phosphate binding
Source: RefSeq, a predicted model, not a curated record
AUGGUCAAAAUCGAGGCCUUCGCAGUUGAACAGUGGAUGGACAAGUAUGAGACCAUUGCCAAGUAUAAUACCGCCGAGACCUGCUGCGCCUCCAUCUCCGUCGACGAUCUGCGCGUGCUGUCAGAGGAUAAGGAGUCCAACCCUCUGACCGAGCUUCAAUCUACAAAGCUCACAUAUGGAGCAAUUCUUGGGUCCGAUAAGCUGCGCACAACUCUUGCCAAUCUGUAUUCGGCGAAGACACCCGUUCAGUUGCCCAAGGAUAAUGUGUUGAUAACUGCUGGUGCAAUCCAAGCGAACUUCUUGUUGCUGUAUACAUUGGUUGAUCCAGAUGACCAUGUCAUCUGCCAUUAUCCAACAUAUCAACAACUCUACUCUGUACCUGCAUCAUUGGGAGCAGAGGUUAGUCUGUGGAAGUCUAACGAAGCGGAUGGGUGGCAAUUGGACCUUGAAGAGCUAAAAAGACUUAUUCGUCCAAAUACCAAGCUGAUCAUUAUUAACAACCCGCAAAACCCAACUGGAGCUAUCAUUUCCCAUGAAACUCUCAAGCAAUUGGUAGAAAUUGCGCGUGAGAAGUCUAUCAUUAUCCACGCCGAUGAAGUGUAUCGUCCAGUCUUCCACGGCAUCAGUCCUAUGGACUCAAAGUUUCCGCCUUCCCUUAUCUCGCUCGGGUAUGAACGCACAGUGGUGACGGGAUCAGUUUCCAAAGCAUAUAGCCUGGCAGGAUUGCGGGUUGGCUGGAUUGCCUCGCGUGAUAAGUCGAUUAUUAAAUCCUGCGCUGAUUCACGCGAUUAUACUACCAUCUCAGUCGGUCAGAUUGACGACGCGAUUGCCAGUUUUGCACUAUCACCAGAUUGCAUCCACAACCUUUUGAGGCGCAAUAUCGACCUGGCCCGGACCAAUCUUGCGAUUUUGGAGAAUUUCAUUGAAGACCAUCGGUGGGCCUGUGAUUGGGUCAAACCACAGGCUGGAACCACUGCAUUUGUGCGGUUCAACAAAUUGGGAAAGCCCGUAGAUGAUGUCGCUUUCUGCGAGAUGGUACUAGAGAAAACUGGUGUGAUGCUCGUACCUGGUAGUCUUUGCUUUGGAGGCGGAGAAGACUUUAAGGGCUAUGUCCGUAUUGGGUUUGUUCCUGAGACGGAAGUUUUGGAAAAGGGUCUGGAGGCAUUGCGAGUAUUCAUGGAGGAUGAAUAUGAGGAUGUUCCGGUAGUCAGAAAGUUAGCCCUGCGGUGA